Molecule: messenger RNA, 1495 nt
Organism: Phanerochaete carnosa HHB-10118-sp
Lineage: Eukaryota; Fungi; Basidiomycota; Agaricomycetes; Polyporales; Phanerochaetaceae
Exons: 8
Coding region: 6-1391 (461 amino acids)
Biological process (GO): tryptophanyl-tRNA aminoacylation
Cellular component (GO): cytoplasm
Molecular function (GO): ATP binding; tryptophan-tRNA ligase activity
Source: RefSeq, a predicted model, not a curated record
AAGAGAUGUCCGCUGAUCCCACUGCUCCUGCGGCUGUUUCUGAGGUUGCUGAGGGCGUCGCUAACAUGUCUCUGAGCGGGAACGUAGCGACAGACCCCGUGGAGACACAGGCCGAACGCACCGAAACGCACCCCUCGUCGUCUGCGGCACCCGCGAUCAAACCCGUCGCCGACGCCGAGGCGCACGGGCAGGUCGUCACGCCCUGGGACGUCCAAGGCGGUGUCUCUGAAGACGGCCAGCAACUCGCCAUCGACUACGACAAGCUGCUCGAGCAGUUUGGCACCCGCAGGAUUGAUGAGGCGAUGCUGCAGAGAUUCGAGAGGCUGACGGGCCACAAGCCGCAUGUGCUGAUGAGGCGGGGGAUGUUCUUCUCGCACAGGGAGUUUGACAAGAUCCUGGAUCGUUACGAGCAGGGCAAACCUUGGUUCUUGUACACCGGCCGUGGACCAAGUAGCGACAGCAUGCACUUGGGACACAUGAUUCCAUUCAGUUUCACGAAAUGGUUGCAGGAUGUGUUUGAUGUCCCCCUGGUCGUCCAGCUCACCGACGACGAAAAGUUCCUCUUCAAGCACGAACUAAAACCUGAACAAACGCAUGAUUUCGCGUACCGUAAUGCAAGGGAUAUCAUCGCCGUUGGUUUUGAUAUGAGCAAAACCUUCAUAUUUAGCAAUUACGACUUCAUGGGCGGUGCCUUCUACCGGAACGUUACCAAGGUCUCGCGUCAAAUCACGAUAAACCAGGCCAAGGCGACGUUCGGCUUCAACGAUUCGGACAACAUCGGCAAGAUCCACUUCGCCGCCAUCCAAGCCGCGCCGUCCUUCUCCAACUCGUUCCCGAACAUCUUCGGGACCAAGACGGACGUGCCGUGCCUGAUCCCGUGCGCGAUCGACCAGGACCCGUACUUCCGCCUGACGCGCGACGUCGCCGCGAAGCUCAAGUACCAGAAGCCGACGCUCAUCCACUCCAAGUUCUUCCCGGCGCUGCAGGGCCCGCAGACGAAGAUGAGCGCGUCGGACGUGAACUCGAGCAUCUACAUGUCCGACACGCCGAACCAGAUCAAGAACAAGGUCAACAAGCACGGCUUCUCGGGCGGCCGCGAGACCGAGGAGGAGCACCGCCGGCUCGGCGGCAACCCCGACGUCGACGUCGCGUACCAGUACCUCGGCUUCUUCCUCGACGACGACGAGGAGUGGGCUGCGAUGGGCGCGGACUACCGCGCUGGCCGGCUGUUGACCGGCGAGAUGAAGAAGAAAUGUAUCGAGGUGCUCCAAGAAUACGUCAAGACGUUCCAAGAGAACAAGGCAAAAGUCACCGAUGAGGUGGUCAAGGCGUUCAUGGACCCACACCGGAAGAUCGAGCCGCGCUUCGGCAGGGCGAAAUCGACCGCGUGAGGGUCCCAGACUGUACAUGUGACAGAAAAUGUGUGUACCAGUGACCAUGUAGACUAGUUACACGACCUCGAGCGGUGCUGGCAGUGUCGCGCCAGAGCGUCAUA